GGCAAAUGUAUCAUUUGGCGGGUUAGCUAACAAUUCUUAAAUGUAGUUUUCCAGUACAGUCACGUGCUAUUUGCUAAUCGGGAUAAACUAUUUUAGUUUAUAUAAAUUAUUUGAUAAAUAAUAUAGCUAUGUACCAAAUGACGUUUUAUAUUAUAGUUAAGGGAUGAUCUAUGGUUUGAUGUCCCAUCGUAAUCGGAUAACCGACAGGACACUGACACUGCAGUCAGGUGACGGGGCAGCUUGGUGCUGUUAGUAUGUAUAAAACAGGGUGUAUAAAACAUUAGGAACAUGUGUUCUGUUCAUGACAGAUUGACCAGACCAGUGCCAUGGCUGCUGGCAUCACGAUCCGAAGAUACCAGGAUGAUGACAAGGAGACCGUGAAGGAGAUCUUCACCAUGGGGAUGAGCGAGCACGUCCCUUCCUCCUUCAUGCACCUCCUCAAACAGCCCCUGACCCAGAUGAUCCUGAUGGUCACGUUCUGCGCCCUGCUGGCCAGCUCCAGGUCCGUCCUGCUGCCUGUAGUAGGGGUCACUCUCCUCCUGGCCGGGGCCAAGCAGCUGGUGGGCUACCUCUUCAACAGCUACAUCGACACCUCCCUGAGGAAGGACCUCGACCACAUCCAGGAGACCUACCUGGAGAACAAGGACUCGUGUUUCUGGGUGGCUGAGAGCGACGACCGAGUGGUGGCAACGGUGGCCUGCCUGCCCGCGGAGAGAGAACCGGGCUGCAUGGAGCUGAAGAGGUUGUCUGUACGUCGGACACACCGGGGGAUGGGUAUCGCUAAGGCCCUCAGUAGGACAGUGGCAGACUUCAGCAGGGAGAGAGGCUUCCCUGCGGUCGUUCUCUACACGUCUGUAGUGCAGACUGAUGCACAGAGGCUGUAUGAGAACAUAGGCUACACACGGGUCAGAGAGUUUGUCAUCCCUGAGCCCAUCGCCAAAAUCACCAACUUUACCUUGAUAGAGUACAGACUGGACUUACUGCAGGCGGGGAAAUAGGAGGAGGACUGGACUUACUGCAGGCGGGGAAAUAGGAGGAGGACUGGACUUACUGCAGGCGGGGAAAUAGGAGGAGGACUGGACUUACUGCAGGCGGGGAAAUAGGAGGAGGACUGGACUUACUGCAGGGGGGAAAUAGGAGGAGGACUGGACUUACUGCAGGGGGGGAAAUAGGAGGAGGACUGGACUUACUGCAGAGGGGGGAAUAGGAGGAGGACUGGACUUACUGCAGGGGGGAAAUAGGAGGAGGACUGGACUUACUGCAGGGGGGAAUAGGAGGAGGACUGGACUUACUGCAGGGGGGAAAUAGGAGGAGGACUGGACUUACUGCAGGGGGGAAUAGGAGGAAGACUGGACUUACUGCAGGGGGGAAAUAGGAGGAGGACUGGACUUACUGCAGGGGGGAAAUAGGAGGAGGACUGGACUUACUGCAGGGGGGGAAAUAGGAGGAGGACUGGACUUACUGCAGGGGGGGAAAUAGGAGGAGGACUGGACUUACUGCAGGGGGGAAUAGGAGGAGGACUGGACUUACUGCAGGGGGGGGAAUAGGAGGAGGACUGGACUUACUGCAGGGGGGGGAAUAGGAGGAGGACUGGACUUACUGCAGGGGGGAAAUAGGAGGAGGACUGGACUUACUGCAGGGGGGAAAUAGGAGGAAGACUGGACUUACUGCAGGGGGGAAAUAGGAGGAGGACUGGACUUACUGCAGGGGGGAAAUAGGAGGAGGACUGGACUUACUGCAGGGGGGGAAUAGGAGGAGGACUAGACUUACUGCAGGGGGGAAAUGGGAGGAGGACUGGACAGGAUUUUAAUCCAUGACGGCGUAGUAUGUUACUAAUGGUUUUCUUUGAGACUCUGGUCCCAGCUCUCUUCAGGUCAUUAACCAGGUCCUGCCGUGUAGUUCUGGGCUGAUCCCUCACCUUCCUCAUGAUCAUUGAUGCACCACGAGGUGAGAUCUUGCAUGGAGCCCCAGACCGAGAGUGAUUGACCGUCAUCUUGAACUUCUUCCAUUUUCUAAUAAUUGCGCCAACAGUUGUUGCCUUCUCACCAAGCUGCUUGCCUAUUGUCCUGUAGCCCAUCCCAGCCUUGUGCAGGUCGACACUUUUAUCCCUGAUGUCCUUUCACAGCUCUCUGGUCUUGGCCAUUGUGGAGAGGUGGGAGUCUGUUUGAUUGAGUGUGUGGACAGGUGUCUUUUAUACAGGUAACGAGUUCAAACAGGUGCAGUUAAUACAGGUAAUGAGUGGAGAACAGGAGGGCUUCUUAAAGAAAAACUAACAGGUCUGUGAGAGCCGGAAUUCUUACUGGUUGGUAGGUGAUCAAAUACUUAUGUCAUGCAAUAAAAUGCAAAUUCAUUACUUAAAAAUCAUACAAUGUGAUUUUCUGGAUUUUUGUUUUAGAUUCCGACCUCUACAUGCUUUGUAAGUAGGAAAACCUGCAAAAUCGGCAGUGUAUCAAAUACUUGUUCUCCCCACUGUAUGUUAUUUAAGAAUGAUUUGUCUUAAUUGUUUACAUUGACCUGUAUGUUUUUUUAAAAUGAAGGACAUUGAACCAUUGUUUUCAUUAAUUCAUACUGUUUGUAAACAACAGCUUCGGCCCUCUUAGGGUCUAUUUGACCCUCUUAUUAUAUCAAACCUCUCAGACUAGAAACUAGGAUUAGAAAAAGAUCAUUAGAAACUAUGGCCAACUAUGAUAAUAAACUAUGAAGCCAUGUC
Messenger RNA from Salvelinus fontinalis (brook trout), 2710 nucleotides. Its product is annotated as probable N-acetyltransferase CML1. The transcript is spliced from 2 exons. Lineage: Eukaryota; Metazoa; Chordata; Actinopteri; Salmoniformes; Salmonidae. Bases 327 to 998 code for a protein of 223 amino acids. The record is from RefSeq and is a predicted model, not a curated record. Gene Ontology annotation, molecular function: N-acetyltransferase activity.